Lycium barbarum (goji berry) is the source of this 2714-nucleotide messenger RNA. RefSeq names its product COP1-interactive protein 1. The transcript has 4 exons. Bases 147 to 1823 code for a protein of 558 amino acids. Lineage: Eukaryota; Viridiplantae; Streptophyta; Magnoliopsida; Solanales; Solanaceae. The record is from RefSeq and is a predicted model, not a curated record.
AAUAGUGUCCUCACUAUUCCAUCGUUUGAAAUAAUUGAUUUGAUGAAAAGCAGCCAAAUGGAAGGUGAGAGACAGAGAAAAAGGCAAACAGAAGUCGGGCUGUGAAGAUCUAAAAGCUGAAUCUUAUAAGGAGGAAUUGGCGGAGAAUGGCAUCGGUGACUAAAGAGGACUGUUUGGAGAAAGAGGAAAUGGAAAUGGAUUCGCUGUUUGAGGGAAUGGUUCUGUUCAAUCCGAGUGGAGAUGUGGGACAAUUGGAUAAUGAAGCCCUUGAUGAGAACCUUUUCUCGGAUCUCACUCUCAUGAAUCCCCCCUCUCAAUCCCCAGUACUGCUUCAACAAGAAGAUGAACCCCAACCUCCUUCAACAGUAUCUCGGCAGAAUUCCAGUAGUAGGAGAAGAAAAAAAGCUGCAACUUUAAGGAUAGGAUAUGCCAGAGAUAAUGCGACCCUUGACGAUCCCUUGCCCCACGGGACCCACCAAGAACAAAAACUUGAAGAAGAGGAAGCUGAGGGGUGGAGAGAGGAACGAAAGAACAUCAUCCUUAGUGGCGCUGACUCUCUGGAUACUCCUAUCAUGGAUGCUGGUCUUCAUCUAAACCCAGUAGAGUUGAAAUUCGAGCAAAUCAGGGCCAGCAUUGCAGACAAGCUUAAGUUGGCCCGUGGGGCGGUAACCUCCGUGUCCGCACUGCGGAAAGAAUCUAUACGUAGGAGAAGAAAAGCUCUCGACGACUUCAAUGGGGCAUCUACCCGCCAUGCGGAGUUGGAGAAGAAGCUGGAUGAAGCUUGUGAAGCAGAGGAUUUUGAGACCGCUGAAAGGCUCAGUGUGAAUCUUGCUUCCGCAGACAAGGAAAAGGAACGCUUGCUCAUCCUCCUCAGAGAUGCUGAAAAACAGUGUGAUGUCCUUGACAGUAAGAUGCAGGAGGUUCUUGACUCGCUUAUUCAGGCCGAGGAGGAAUGUGUGUAUUUGCUACGAAGAUUUUCAGAGGAAGCUGCAAGUAAUGCAGAUUCAGUCCUGAUGAAUGCAGAAGCAAUAUCUUCAAAAGACAGUGCUGAGUGGCUUUCAUCAGUUGAAGCCAUAGAAGUCAGCAAGUUUGAAUUAGAAAUUCAAUCCCAAUUAGUUCAUGAAGCUAAGUCUGUUUUGGAUGAAUCAAUUGAUCACUCAGUGGAGGAUGAUCGGAGGGAAAUAGAUGUUCUUUGCAAGAGAAAAGAAGUAUUGGCGGAGGAACUGAGGAAACUGCUUUCCUUAGUGAAAGAGAAGGAAGCAGAAAUAGCAGAAAAUGAUGCUCUCAUUCAAAAAGUUGAGCAUAGGAUUGAUGGGGUUGUCUCUUGCUUUAAAGAGGUUCAAGCAAGUAUAGCUAAUAAUUAUGAUAAAUUGCAGUCACACCUUUCGGAGCUGAUGGUCGAGAAUGAAGUUUUACGGAAAAGAAAGAAAGAUAUUGAUAGUUACCUUUCUCAACAAGAAUCCACAGGAGAAAAGAUUAAGAAUCUUUCCAGGAUUUCUGCUGAUGAAGCAAAUAUGUAUGAAGAAGUUGUUGGUCUUAGAAAGAGUCUGGCUAUGUUCAUCUCGAAAUCUAAGGCCUAUAGUGUGACCCUUGCCAAAAGUGAAGAAAGGAUUUCAGAGGAGGUGCAAAUUCUCAAGCAGGAAAUUUUUGCUGCAAGAUCUUCACUUCAGCAAAUGGAACAAACGUUAAAGUGGUCGACCUACAAAAAAGAGGCAUGCAAUGGUGUCUCAACUCUGGGAAAUGAAUUGAUAAAACUAGGAGGAGUACCUGAGAAACACUCCCAGCUUGUGUAUGGUGGUUCAUUUGGGAAGAAAAGAACUUGAGAGAUUCUGAAAGCAAAGCGGAUCUCAAGAAAUUGAUAGUAUUUGAAAUAUCUUCCCUCCUUCGGAUUUUGGUGCUACCUCGUCUUGUUUUAGCAUCUUCGAUCACCAUGGUGUCUCAUCUACGGGUCAAUGCAUUUGGAGGUCUACAUAUGACAUGACCAAAUAUCUCAGAUGAUAUUUCCUCUGCUACUUUUUACCUUCUGCCUGAGUCAUACAUCCAUCUUAGCGUUUACAUUUUUGCUACACCCAUUUUGUGGAUAAGGGCCUAACAUUCACUCCUAUAUAGCAUUUUUGGUCUCAGAACCUUUAUAGAACUUGCUUUUUGGUUUAGUCUUAUUGCACAAUACGUUCCUCUAGCACUUCCAUUUCGGCCAUUGUAUUUUAUUUUGUGUUACAUCUUCAUCUAUCAUGCAAUUCUCUUGAAGGACUGAGGUUAAAUAUCUAAUUGUCUGCGCUUAGGCAUGAGAACACCAUUUAAUCUCACAUCAGGUUCAUUCUUCUUAUGUUGAUUAAGCAUUCAGCGCGUAUAUUCUGUCUUAGUUUGGCUUAUCCUAAAACUCUUUAAAUGUUAUACUCUUUUAUUAGAUGUAUAACCAUGUGGGAAGACUUGAUUUGCAAAUAAUAAACUCUCAGCAUUAGUAUUAAGAAGAAUUGUAUGUUUGUGCAUGGGAUAUUCAACCAGUAUUGCAUCUGAAAUAUUUGAGCUUCUUGGGACUUAAUUGGUAACCAUGAAGUCACCAAUUUAUCCAUGUGCACAUUUAGAUGCUACUGUGUGUAGGUUGUAGGCUUGAUUAUUGCCAUUCAGUUUAAUAAAGAUCGUUGUUUUCAUUUAUCCAGUGCUUGGAUAGUUUUUAGCAGUUCUUCAUUGUCCAUCUCAGUAAUAUUACUCUG